AUGUCUAAUAUACAAACAGAAUGGCAGCUUCCCGGCUACGGUCGAAACCCGUUACAGGCCCGUAAACAGUUAGCAUCGCAGACUGUUCCUCAGAACACUGAAUUGGCACGGAAUAUUGCGAGAAAUGAGCCAGCACCACAGCAGAAGACCAGGUCUCAAGCGCAAACCAAAGUGCCCAUUACCACCCGGAAUGUUCCGUCAGCCACCAAAGCUCCCGACGCUACUAACAGCUUGCGAGGCAAAGGUGCUUCUCGAGGCUCGCGAGGCCAGCUUUACACAUCAGAUUCACGCAAUCCCCGUCGACUGUUCAGUGAUUCUCCCGCCAAAUCGAGUUGGAGAGCGGGACUAGAGCCAACUGGGAUGGUGAAACUCCCUGCUCCCUUUGGUGCCUUCAAAUAUGAAUUCUUCGGGGCGGCAAGGGCAAUAGCCAUGAAUGGGAAGUCUCACGUUACCAAAGGUCGGCGCGAAGCGUUCGAAGAUAUCUCUCAGAAAACAGGGGCCUACGUGAACCCGCCUUCUUAUACAGACAGAGUGAUUCGUUUAUGGGGAGAGCCAUCUCAAGUUGCAGCUGCCAAAGAUUUGCUCCUAAGGCUUAUUGCGAAAUGCAACUUUACCCAAGCUAGCAAAAAGAAAACAAAAUGGACAAAGAUUCGGGCCCAUUCUGAGAAGAAAGAUGCAACCGUUGAAUUGGAAGAAAGACACGAGGCCAUACUGCAGCAACUUAGAAGAGAGCCAGACGCUCCAUCAAGUUUCGCGGAAAAGCUGCUGUUCCUCUGGCCAAAGGAAGGACCGUCGAUGGAAGAGUCCCUCGGUCCUCAGCUCGAAGCGCUCGAUAUGCUACGGGUACGAUUUGGUUACCCUGUUUUCGUCCCAAGAGGUCAGAACGAUUACAUUUGUGUCGUUGGAAACAAUUACGAUACUAUACGACAGAUCGUGCACUGUCUCAGAACAAAGUGGUCUGAGACCAUUGCCAACAGCAGUGUCAGAUCUAAGGCUUAUGUUGUUGAACUCCCUGGGCCAAGUUUUAUAAGAAAUGACGUUAUAGUUAAGAACAAUGCUCGCAUUGCGAAGCCCUUCCUUUAUGGAGAUCCACCAGGGCAUGCUGAGUUGGCACACUGGUGCAGUAGGGCUACCUUGAUAGAUUCAAGAAACAACUCCCGUAUUCUCAAUGCCAUCGACAAGUCCUUACGAGGGAUCAUGUUCGUCCGCGGACAUUUACGCAUGCGCGUCAAUUUCGGCACAUUUGUGCUCGACCACUAUCGGGUCCCAAAGGAUAACAAACCGACGUACUCUUUUGAAGAGUUCAGGGAAAUGUUGCUUCAUGAGGAUACGAGGGGACAUCUGGUGCCAGGACUGAAGCCGAGACAGGAUGAACUGCUCUCUAGAUGCUUUAAAGCUUCUCACAUACUGAGGCCGUUUGAAAGUAUAUUCCAGACAUUGGAGAAGGUUGAGCCCGCAUACUCAGUGAACUUCGAAUUCUUGGGCUCGAACAAUGCUCUUCUCCGUCUCGAAGCGGAGUUUGAAAGACGCCCCGGAGCACAAGAGUAUGAGAUAGCCCAGCGCCGUUGGCUCAAACCUCGCAAGAAUGGUCACACAUAUGACGAAAGGCCUCCUCUUCAAGUUUCAACGGUCGACUUUCAAAGAUCCGACUGGCAGAUAGAAAUCAAAUCUUUGGACUUUCAGGAAGCAUCGUCCAUUGACGCUGCACUGAGAUCAUUUUCGCAUUCCAUCAGAUUCAGACGUGCUAGCGAACUCGCUGCUGUUUCGGGAAAAGCACAAAGGAAAGUGACUUUCCCGGAUUCAGCUCCUGUGUCCAGGUUCGUGGAAAAAUCAGCCCUCCGAUACCGUCUGAGAGGAACAAAGUAUAUCUUCGAGCUUGCUCGCUAUGACGAAUACAGCCGCACAGGCUUGGAGAAAUUCCGGCAAGGAGGCCCAGUGGUGUAUACGGGAAGAAUAUCGGAAACUCCCUCUACUUCCUGGGGCGCAUCUAUCUUCAACCCCGACUGGGAUAACUUGCUGGGUGAUCAAGCCAAUCUGCCAGUUGGACGAUCAGCGCAGUGGAGUCCCCAGUUUGAUACAUUUUUCCCUCCCAAGGGCGGAAAGGCCUCUAACGACGGCUGCGCUGGUUUCUGGGAAUUCAUUGACCUGGUUAGGAAAGUUGCGGAGCUACUCGGUCCUGAACAGACGUCUUCUCCCCAGAUGGUUCCAGGUGAUGCUGCCAUUGAGGUUGAGACUUCCUCUGUAAAAUCAAAGGCUGCUAGAAGCCAUGCUUCAUCGACCGAGUCAAGCCGGACUGAUCAAGACAAGAAACAGCUGAAGAGACUUCUGGACGGCGAUCUGGGUACGUUAUUCUGAUGGCGACGCUGCGAAGUCUUCCUACUUGGAACGAGACAAAUCGCCCUUGACACGGUUCUCGAGAAGUCAUUUAUCAUCUGCCUUUGAAAGGUUGCCCCUGUUUUCUUUUUGUGUGGGAGAAGGAUUGCUAAGUACAAUUUGCUUUCUACAUUAUUCAUUAUCUGACAUUUUACUUCCCCCCACCCCAUAUCUUUUCUCUUCAUGUUUUCAGAUGCGAUCAAGACUUGGGUGAACUCUCAAUGGUGUGAAAAUGUAUCACUGUUCCUGAAUACAGGUCACAUCUAUUUCUCAUCAUCAGUGACAAUAAAGGGUGCUAUCUAUAUUCCA
Monascus purpureus is the source of this 2682-nucleotide messenger RNA. NCBI's taxonomy places the organism in Eukaryota, Fungi, Ascomycota, Eurotiomycetes, Eurotiales, Aspergillaceae. The record is from the annotation of a GenBank genome assembly.